AGUACCUAUUGAACAGUACAACACAAGAAGAAGAUACCAUGAGGUCAGAAUUUUUUAUUUUUUUUAUGUUUUUUAUAAGCAUGAUCAUUUCAGGGAAUUGCAUAGAUAAGAAGCAUUAUGUUCUGGUGCAUGGGGCAUGCCAUGGAGCUUGGAGUUGGUACAAACUCAAGCCACGCUUGGAAUCUGCAGGCCACAAGGUCACAUCACUCGACCUUGCAGCUUCUGGCAUCAACAUGAAGAAAAUUGAUGAUGUUCAUACUUUCUCACAAUACUCUGACCCUUUGUUGCGGCUAAUGGCCACAAUUCCCAAAAAUGAGAAGGUAGUUCUAGUUGGUCACAGCCUUGGGGGGCUUAACAUUGCACUUGCCAUGGACAAAUUCCCAAAAAAGGUAACAGUUGGUGUUUUCUUAGCUGCUUUUGCUCCAGACACUGAACACCAACCAUCUUAUGUCUUGGAAAAGUACAAUGAGAGGACCCCGUCGUCUGCAUGGUUGGACACAGAAUUUGCUCCAAGUGGAAACAAAACAUCAAUGUUCUUUGGUCCCAACUUCUUGUCCAACAAGCUAUACCAGCUCUCCCCCAUUGAGGACCUUGAAUUGGCCAAGACUUUAGUAAGGCCAUCAUCACUCUUCGUUGAAGACUUGUCUACGCAGAAGAACUUCUCCAAAGAGGGAUAUGGGUCAGUUCCACGUGCAUAUAUUGUUUGCACUGAGGACAUUGCAAUUCCAAUGGAAUAUCAGCUCUGGAUGAUCCAAAAUGCCGGGAUUAAUGACGUUCUAAAGAUCAAAGGCGCAGAUCAUAUGGCUAUGAAUAGCAAGCCUCGAGAACUAUUUGAAUCUCUCGAGAAAAUAGUUACAAAAUAUGCAUAAAUUCACGACGAAUGUUGCAGUUUAUUUUUAUUUGUACGUUGUGUUUGAAUUUGACUUGUGUUAGAAUUAUAAUUGGAUCUCGUUUGGAACCAUGGCUCCACGAGACAUAAAUAAAGUGAUAAUCUUGCAACUUCUGCGUCUUUUCCGAUACAAACAUGGAUCUGUAUAAAUUUUAUUUUAAAAAAAUUACUAAUAUGAAGUUGUGUUAAUGAGUUCUUUUCAA
This is a messenger RNA of Glycine soja, 1092 nucleotides long. RefSeq names its product salicylic acid-binding protein 2-like. NCBI's taxonomy places the organism in Eukaryota, Viridiplantae, Streptophyta, Magnoliopsida, Fabales, Fabaceae. The transcript is spliced from 3 exons. Gene Ontology annotation, molecular function: methyl indole-3-acetate esterase activity; methyl jasmonate esterase activity; methyl salicylate esterase activity. Gene Ontology annotation, biological process: salicylic acid metabolic process; jasmonic acid metabolic process. The record is from RefSeq and is a predicted model, not a curated record. Bases 39 to 869 code for a protein of 276 amino acids.